This is a messenger RNA of Cyanidioschyzon merolae strain 10D, 1641 nucleotides long. RefSeq lists its product as hypothetical. Gene Ontology annotation, molecular function: metal ion binding; acid phosphatase activity. Bases 1 to 1641 code for a protein of 546 amino acids. The transcript has a single exon. The record is from RefSeq and is a predicted model, not a curated record. NCBI's taxonomy places the organism in Eukaryota, Rhodophyta, Bangiophyceae, Cyanidiales, Cyanidiaceae.
AUGAUGCGUAGACUUUGGGCAAUUUUAUGCAUUACAGCAAUUGCACUGGUGAGCGUGAGGCCGGCACGAACGAUGCCCGCGGAUGUUCAGGUGCGCAGGGACGUGGAUCUGUUCCACUCGUUUGGUCGAUAUCUGCGCGAGAAACUGGUGCACGGACGCGAGGUGGUGUUCGAUCGACCACUUGUGCAGUUUUUUCAACGCGCGAGCACGCAAGGCGAGUGGUUCAAACACGUCCUGAAAGGCUUGGAGGGCUACUUUCCCUUUGAUCCAAACCUGAGUGGUCAACUGAGCCUCUUCUUCAGCGCGCUUGUCGAGGGAACCUGGUUCGAGCCCCAAAACAACGGCACCUGUCAAUGCUGCGACCCGUCGAACCCGUUGUAUGCGUAUCAUGUGCAUAUCGGAAUGACUGGCAACGCCGGCGAAGUGGUGAUCUCGUACAAUACCCAGGAGAAGCCACCGCAAAGCUGCCUCUACGUCGCCGAAGAGCACACGAGCAACCAGACCAAGUUCUGCACGGAGGAUGUCCGGACGACGUCUCUGGGAUCCGGCCUGAGCCCCUUCCUGUGUACCGGUUGGUCCGGCUAUGCGAGUCAUGUGAAAGUGAAUGGUCUGCAACCGGGCAAACGCUACACCUACACGAUUCCAGGUAGCCCCGGAAACGUGUCGUACACAUUCAUGGCGCCCUACGGGAACACCACAAAAACCACGAAACUGGCGUACUUUACGGAUAUCGGAACCAAAGGCGGCGAGCCGGUUAUCAAUACGCUGCUGUCGCGGCUCGAUGAUUUCGACUACAUGAUCAUGCCUGGAGAUCAGAGCUAUUGCGACGGAUAUCACGGAUGCUUCGAUGCAUACAUGAAGUUGAUACAACCUCUCGCAGCCCAGAAGCCGUAUAUGGUUGCAACCGGCAAUCACGAGGGUCCCUGGAAUUUCUCGUACGUGCGCACCAACUUUUACUUCCCGGUGAGUGAGAGCGGCGCGGCGCCUGAUGCGCUCUGGUACUCGUUCGAUGAAGGUCCAAUCCAUUUUGUUAUGAUGAAUUACGAAAAUUACUUCGAUUAUCCCGAUGGAGAAUGGUCCAUGACCCAACCGGCACCGAUUAGCACCUAUCCGGGGCAGAUCGAGUGGCUUCGUCGCGACCUGGAGGCCUUCGCCAAGCGCCGCGAACACGAUCCCUCGCUCUGGCUGAUCAUGAUGGCACAUCGACCGCUCACCUGCAAUGUCACCGACAAGAGCUGCAAUCAUUUUGGACCGAUCCUCGAGCAGGAUGUGUUUCCACUGAUGUACGAGUACAAGGCGGACAUGUAUUGGUGCGGUCAUGUGCACGCGUAUGAGCGUGUCAGCCCCAUCAACAAUGUGACCCGCGAGCUAUGCUCGGACUGCGUACGGGAUAACGCGACGUUGUACUACAAGCCGCCGUAUCCUGUGCAGAUCAUGAACGGCAUCGCAGGGCGUGCAGUCGCCGACAAUGAUUAUUUCACCCCUGGUGUGAGCUAUCCACCGUUUGUGGCGCAGCAUUAUAGCUCGAUCAAUUACCCCUAUGGUGGGUAUGCGCUGGUAAGCGUGGACAACAACGUGCUCAAUUUCACGCUCUACAACACCAGCGGUGCGGUACUUGACCAUUUUCGUAUUGAAAAGUGA